GUACAUCAUGGCCCCUUAAUAACUAUUCUUAUUCUUAUUAUCUUAUUAUAUAUAUAUGCGUUUCACCAACAACAUUGAAAGCACAAAAGAAGCACAGAAAGCCAUGGCUGUGAGAGAGAUUGAAGAAGGAGUUGAUUCUAGAGAAAAUAAUAUUCCUUUAAAACAACACUUUGUGUUAGUACAUGGCAUAGGUGGAGGAAGUUGGUGUUGGUACAAAAUUAAGUGUCUUAUGGAGAAUUCUGGCUACAAGGUCUCAUGCAUAGACCUCAAAAGUGGUGGAAUUGAUCAAUCUGAUGCUGAUUCUAUUCUAACUUUUGAUGAUUAUAAUAAGCCUCUCAUUGAUUUCAUGUCAAAUUUACCUCAUAAUGAAAAGGUUAUAUUGGUUGGACAUAGUGCAGGAGGAUUGAGUAUUACUCAUGUUUGUCACAAGUUUGCAAAUAAGGUUGAUUUAGCAGUGUAUGUGGCAGCAACUAUGCUGAAGUUUGGAUUCUCAACCGAUGAAGAUCUUAAAGAUGGAGUACCUGAUUUAACGGAGUUUGGUGAUGUGUACGAGCUUGGAUUUGGAUUGGGACAGGAUAAGCCUCCAACUAGUGCUUUGGUAAAGAAAGAGUUUCAACGCAAAAUCAUAUAUCCUUUGAGCCCUCAUGAGGAUUCAACUUUGGCUGGAAUGCUGUUGAAGCCAGGGCCAUUGGUGGCAUUGACCAGUGCACGAUUCAAAGAGAAUGAUGAAGUGGAGAAAGUGGGACGUGUGUACAUUAGAACAAGACAUGACAGUGUGGUGAAAGCAGAGCAACAGGAAGCCAUGAUAAAUAAGUGGCCACCAGGUACUGUAUAUGAACUCGACAGUGACCAUAGCCCCUUCUUCUCUACACCAUUUCUACUCUUUGGUUUGCUUGUCAAAGCUGCUGCUAUUUUGACUUUGGAUGCAUCUACUUGAGAGACACUCACCAUGCUUUUGUUAUUAGCUCAUUAAUUUGUCAACACUAUUGAUUCUAUCGUCAUUAAUAAUUUAUCUAACUUUAUUCUAUCAGUUGAUCAUCAUUUAUAAUAAAAUUUG
Molecule: messenger RNA, 1057 nt
Organism: Cicer arietinum (chickpea)
Lineage: Eukaryota; Viridiplantae; Streptophyta; Magnoliopsida; Fabales; Fabaceae
Product: methylesterase 17
Biological process (GO): salicylic acid metabolic process; jasmonic acid metabolic process
Molecular function (GO): methyl indole-3-acetate esterase activity; methyl jasmonate esterase activity; methyl salicylate esterase activity
Source: RefSeq, a predicted model, not a curated record